This is a messenger RNA of Heterobasidion irregulare TC 32-1, 264 nucleotides long. RefSeq lists its product as uncharacterized. Gene Ontology annotation, biological process: translation. The annotation marks the transcript as partial. The transcript has 2 exons. NCBI's taxonomy places the organism in Eukaryota, Fungi, Basidiomycota, Agaricomycetes, Russulales, Bondarzewiaceae. Gene Ontology annotation, cellular component: ribosome; mitochondrial large ribosomal subunit. Gene Ontology annotation, molecular function: structural constituent of ribosome. The record is from RefSeq and is a predicted model, not a curated record.
UACUACGUCCCCCGCAAUUCUCGUGGAUCUCUCCCCGUAUACACCGAUAUUCGCAACGGCGGCUCUCGCUUUUUGAUCUCUGUCCGAAACGUACAAGGCAAUGUCGAUGCCCUUGUCCAUGACCUUACCCAGUCCCUCUUCCCUCAAGGCUCGCCUGAGGCAGAGCGCAUCAAGGUCUACGCCCUCCGAUCAAAGCACGUCGUCCUCUCGGGCGGCCGUUGGAAACACGACAUCGUAGAAUGGCUCAAGGGAAAGGGCUUCUGA